AUGGGCUCGGGGGGGGUCCGGGGCGAUCCCCGAGCCCCGGGCGGGGUCUGCGAGGCCCUAACCGGAAGCACCUACAGCCCUGCAGCGCUGCCCGCGGGGGGGCUGCAGGAGCUGCAGGAGCGGCAGCGGAGCCUGCGCCAGGCCCUGGGGCUGCGGCUGCGAGAGCUGCGCCGCCUCUGCCUGCAGGAGGCUGAGCUGACAGGGAAGCUGCCCCCCGAGUACCCUCUGGAACCUGGCGAGAGACCCCAGCCCCCCCCCGCGCCGCCGCGCUGCGGGAACCCCCCGGGGACCCCUCCCCGAGCGGCAAGGCCUGCGCGCCUGCGGCCUGUGUGCCCCUUCCCGGCCCCGGUACCGCGGUGCCUGUCCCUCUACCCCUCUGACGGCCUCCGCACGGCCGCUGUGGGCUACGGCGCUUUCCGUGCCCCAGCGGCUCGCGCGGCCCGGCGGGAGGUUGCGGUGCAGCUGCAGGUGGUGGAAGCCGCUCGGCGCUUAGCGACGGCCCCGGGGCUGCCUCCCGAGCAACGGCGGCGCCGGCAGCGGCUUCAGGCCGAGGCGGCCCAAAGGCUGCGGCAGCUCCGCGCCCAGCUCGAUGAAAAUGGUUCCCUCUGUGACCUCCCCACGCUGGAGAAUGGGGUCUUACCCCACCCGAAGCCCCCCCGGGCCGGCCCCGGCAGCCCUGAUCGUCGCCCCCCACCUUGGACCCCCGAGACCCCUGGGGGGGGUCCCGGCCGCCGCAGCUCCCUGGCCAGCCCAGCCAGCCCGGCUCGGACCCUCCCCCGCAGUGCCUCCAGCUUCGAGGGCCGCAGCGUCCCGGCCACGCCCGUCCUGCCCCGCAGCCCCCGGGGCCCCCCCUGCCGGUGA
Dryobates pubescens (Downy woodpecker) is the source of this 861-nucleotide messenger RNA. It is a transcript of the gene CCDC120, whose product is annotated as coiled-coil domain containing 120. The record is from RefSeq and is a predicted model, not a curated record. Lineage: Eukaryota; Metazoa; Chordata; Aves; Piciformes; Picidae. Bases 1 to 861 code for a protein of 286 amino acids. The transcript has 10 exons.